Chiroxiphia lanceolata (lance-tailed manakin) is the source of this 773-nucleotide messenger RNA. Its product is annotated as formin-like protein 5. The coding region runs from base 1 to 570 and encodes 189 amino acids. The record is from RefSeq and is a predicted model, not a curated record. Lineage: Eukaryota; Metazoa; Chordata; Aves; Passeriformes; Pipridae. The transcript has 3 exons.
AUGACGAGAAAUGUGUUCCACACGCUCUGGGCUUUGGACCAGUUUCUGUACAGAAAGGUGCCGGAGCCGCGGCGGGCGGAGCCGGGUCCUCUGGGCUCCACUCGGCUCCCCCUGCCCAGAGCCCCCUCUCCACGCCGGUCCUGCCGAGCGCCCGCCCCGCUGACCCCUUCCCUCCCUCCCGGGCUGGCGCGGGCGGCCCCGCUGCUCACCCCACCCCGAGGGCGCUCACCUCCUCCUCCUCCUCCUCCUCCUCUUCCUCCUCCUCCUCCUCACUCCCGCCUGGAGACCGUCGGCACCGACGCGCCGCCGUGCCGGCCCCUCCCUCGGCUCAGAGCCGGCCCCCCUCCCGCCCCGCCGCCCGGGGACCCUCCCUGCCCGCGGGGAGAGGGGACCCGCCACCCGGGGGGCUCCCCCCGGGAUGUCCCGGCUGAUGGAGCGGGGCGGGGUGGGGGGGGGGUGAGGAGAAGGGAACCUGAGCGAAGUGAUGCGGGAGGGGAAACAAACCGUGCGAAGGAAGCGAGGAGACACUCAGGAAGAGUUUGGGAGGGGUGGAAGGGGAAGUCAAAAUGAGUAACAUCUAAUGGAGUGACAAAACAAAAUUUCCACAGAGUACAGCUGUGAGAAGCAUCAACACCAGUAACUUGAGGAGUUAUGUAUUUUUUCCUGCUCUGGCUAGUCAGUGAUUAUGAAAGAGUGACGAGAAGGCUGAUUUGCAUAAGAAAUGCCCUCAGGACAAUGCGGAGUUUUGUUUCACGAGUUUUUAGGUUCAAAAA